UAUAAGAAGUUAGGGCAGGUGAGAUCCACAGCUGCUUCAGAAUGUGGUAGCACCACAAGUUCAGUGGAGAUCAGUGAAUCAAUGAGAAAGUGGAAUGAGAUGAAGCAGAAUGGCUUUGUAUCCACUGUACAAGUAAAGGCAUCCAUUCCCAGGCUGAAGAAGUGCCAAUCUAGAAAGAAAAAGGAUGAGCUCAAGAAAAUUAUUCAUAUAACAAAGCAAGAACAAAUUAACAAGCAUAACAAUGUUACCGAUCCGAGCCAAUUUCUUUCUGGUCUAAACCCUGGGAUUAUCAAGCAUGUAAGAAAUAGCAAACAGGUGAACUCAAUCAUAAAGGCCAUGUUGCAGAAUGAGAUGCUUCAAAAACAAAAUAGGCAUAUUGGUCCGUUAAAAAGAGGAAGCAAGGAAGCUGUCAAUAAGCCACUAAUUCCUUCUUAUUACAACAGUACAUCAGAGUUCAACUCGGAAUGUGAUGAUGAUGAUGCUCUUACACUAAAACUUUCAUGUUCUGGAACAACUGCGCCAAAACCGGAAGACAUCACCUCUCUUUCAAUCAAAGGUGAUGCACUUUUAAGUUUCGUUUGGGAUGAAUUUCUUACUGCUUCUUAAAACAACC
This is a messenger RNA of Dendrobium catenatum, 613 nucleotides long. RefSeq lists its product as uncharacterized. The record is from RefSeq and is a predicted model, not a curated record. Lineage: Eukaryota; Viridiplantae; Streptophyta; Magnoliopsida; Asparagales; Orchidaceae. The coding region runs from base 82 to 606 and encodes 174 amino acids. The transcript has a single exon.